This is a messenger RNA of Nematostella vectensis (starlet sea anemone), 4162 nucleotides long. RefSeq lists its product as uncharacterized. The coding region runs from base 321 to 3665 and encodes 1114 amino acids. The record is from RefSeq and is a predicted model, not a curated record. Lineage: Eukaryota; Metazoa; Cnidaria; Anthozoa; Actiniaria; Edwardsiidae. The transcript is spliced from 2 exons.
GUGAUUAGAGCAUUGUUUGGAUUCCCUGUGGAAGGACUGGGACUAGCCCGGUCAGAACUCAUUGUAGUUCUUUAUCAUUCCGUUCGUUCAUGUAAUAAAACAUCAUUGCAAACAGGAAAAAGAAGCACUCUUAUCUAUGAUAAAGAACUACCUACCUCCCAAAGACAUUGAGGAACUCAGAUACAGGAUAACCAAGCAGAAAAGAAGCAGAAACAGCCCACAACAACAGCAAAACGUCAACACGAAAAUACGGCCGCCAUCUUGGAUUUCACUGAAGCUCCAACUACAAACCAAACAAGCCUUUUAAAAGCCAAGAAACCAUGCCAAAAUUCAAAUGCCCCUUCCCAGGCUGUGAAUAUGAAACUGAAGAUGUCAAAGAUGAACUAGCAGCAGUUUUAAUCUCAGUUCAUUCCAAUGGAACCCACAUAACCAACCAAACCCCAAGCACCCCCAACCAAACAGCAAAAGUGGAGAAGGUCCGACGGCCCACAGUUUCCAGCGCCGGAACGAGUGAGGAAUGGUCUUAUUUCAUGACUAGAUGGCAAGACUACGUCGAAGCCACAAAGAUAACAGGAAAAGACAAGACUAUCCAGCUUCUGGAGUGCUGUGAUGAACAUCUUCGCAAAGACCUCACACGAAACGCAGGGGGGUCCCUAACAAACAAAAGUACAGCAGAAGUCCUAGGGGCCAUAAAGAAACUGGCUGUGCGUGAGGAGAAUGCCAUGGUGGCCAGAGUACAACUUCACAACAUGCGACAGGACAGAGAUGAGCCCAUCCGAAGUUUCUGCGCACGACUACGUGGCCAGGCAAGCGUUUGCAAAUUUCUCAUCACCUGCCCCAACUGCAACACAGAGGUCAACUACACAGAGAACAUACUCCGUGACGUUGUCACCCGCGGUCUGGCCGAUGAGGAAAUCCAGCUCGACCUCCUUGGUGAAAAAGAUCAAGAAAUGUCACUCGAGGAUGCCCUAAAAUUCAUUGAGGCAAAGGAGUCGGGGAAACGGUCAGCGGGGCGACUACUACAAACACAAGGCGCCGAGGCCAUUCGAAGCCAAUAUCGCAACAUGAAGCAAAGCGAACACAAAAAUCGUAAAUCCUCAGACCAACAUGGUACGGGAACCUGCAAUUACUGUGGCAAACAGGGCCACGGUGUCAAGGCCCCACCCAAGAUCAGGAAACAGGAAUGUCCCGCAUAUGGAACCACCUGCCAGUUAUGUGGUCGUGCGAACCAUGUCGCAAUCAUGUGCCAAAACAAAGACAAACCACUUGGUCAAAGCCCCCACCACGUGACCGAUGCAGGAAAACACACAGAAAACGCAGUCUUCGAUGCCCUCUGCAGUGUGAACAGCUCCAGCGAUGAUCAUGCCAUCCACGGCAUCUCCCUGGACCAUCACCUCUACGACAACCUUAGCAAUCGCUGGAUUCGUAGUGCAUCACAGCCACAACCCUACAUCUCGCUUACCGCCACCAUACAGCCAGACGACUACACCGCCCUCGGUUUUCACCCAGUGACUAACAAGCCAAAAUCAGCCCAACUACCUGCCAUGGCAGACACCGGGUGCCAAAGUUGCCUCGCCAGCUUGAGUGUCAUCCGCCGCUUCGGGCUAAAUGAAGCAGAUCUCAUACCAGUAACUACACGCAUGCAUGCAGCCAACGGCACUGGCAUCCCAAUACUUGGAGCCGUAAUCCUACGCCUGACAGGCAAUAACCAGCCUGGAUUGGAAGCCAAAACAAGGCAGAUCGUCUACGUCACCAAUGAAUCUGACCGCCUGUUCCUAAGUCGGGAAGCAUGCAAAGACCUCGGGAUUAUCUCAGAGAGCUUUCCUACGGUUGGGGAAAGCCUAUAUCACCCAACCAGCGACAGCGCCGCCAUCUCGUCCAACAAGGGGAACACAAUGGACACACCCGACAACUCAUGCACCUGCCCACGACGCCAGAUGCCCCCACCUAAGCCAACGGAGCCACCAUUCCCUGCAACAGAAGACAACAGAGCAAACCUACAGGAAUGGCUCCUCGAUUAUUAUAAGUCCAGCACAUUCAACACCUGCGAACACCAACAACUUCCCCUAAUGGAUGGCAUACCAAUGAGACUCAUGGUCGACCCCGAAGCCGAACCCGUCGCCCAUCACACCCCCAUACCGGUACCCCUCCACUGGCAGGAGGAGGUGAAGGCCGGCCUAGACCAAGACGUGGCACUCGGCGUUCUUGAGCCUGUCCCAGUCGGCGAACCAGUCACAUGGUGUCACCGCAUGGUAGUCUGUGCUAAGAAAAAUGGAAAGCCCCGCCGGACCGUUGACUUCCAAUCACUCAACCUCCAUGCCACACGCGAGACCCAUCACACCCAGAGCCCAUUCCACCAGGCACGCUCAAUACCCUACAACACGAAGAAAACAGUCUUUGACUGCUGGAAUGGAUACCACAGUGUGCCACUACACCAGGAUGACCGCCACCUCACCACAUUCAUAACCCCCUGGGGAAGAUACCGCUAUAAGACAGCUCCCCAGGGAUACAUCGCCUCCGGUGAUGGGUACUCCCGACGGUUCGAUGAGAUUGUCUCCCACGUGCCAAACAAGACAAAGUGUAUCGACGACACUCUCCUAUGGGAGGACGACAUCAACAGCAGCUUCCACCAGGCAGUCAAUUGGCUUGACCUCUGUGGUCGACAUGGCAUCACACUCAAUCCAGACAAGUUUGUCUUCGCAGCUGACAUUGUCGAGUUUGCCGGGUUUGAAAUUACACGUAACAGCGUACGCCCUUGCCAGAAAUACCUGGAUGCUAUCCGAAAAUUCCCCACACCAGUUAACGUCACCGACAUGCGGUCGUGGUUCGGACUGAUCAAUCAGGUAUCAUAUGCCUUCGCUGCAACCGAACGCAUGCUGCCAUUCCGAGCAUCACUCAAGCCUGGCACCCAGUUCACCUGGACCAAAGAGCUUGACCAGCUAUUCGAAGAAUCCAAGUCUAUAAUCAUCAGAGAAAUCGAGGACGGCGUCUGCAUCUUUGAUAAAUCAAAGCCUACAUGUCUAGCAACUGACUGGUCCAAAACUGGCAUCGGCUUUUGGCUACUUCAAAAACACUGCAAAUGCCCCUCCACGGCCCCAUUCUGUUGUCGCAGUGGAUGGAAAGUGACAUUAGUAGGCAGUCGCUUCACUCACGCAGCAGAAUCACGCUACGCCCCAAUCGAAGGUGAGGCUUUGGCUGUGGCCGAUGCUCUGGACAAGGCUCGCUUCUUUGUCCUAGGCUGUAGCAACCUAAUUGUCGCCGUUGAUCACAAACCCCUAUUGAAGGUAUUUGGUGAUCGGUCCCUUGAUGAAAUUCCCAACAGCCGGCUCAGGAACCUCAAAGAGAAGACCCUCCGUUACAAGUUCCGCAUGGUCCACAUCCCUGGAGCAAGACACAAAGCUGCGGAUGCCAUCUCACGCCACCCAACGGGCUCAACAACCCCUGAAAUGAUGACGCUGCCUGACGACAUAGCUACCAUCGAUGCCUCCAACAGCCCUCACCCAGCCAACGCUGCCCUCGCAAGCCUUCGCACUAGGGAGCCACCAGAAGAAUCCUGCUCCUACGGAAAUACAUCCCUGUCCAAGCACCACAGCCACCACGGAUACUCAACGAUGACCUCAAAUUCAUCAGCCGAGCAACCCAAGCAAGACCGAAAGAAAGCCUAACCAAACUCCCAAAAGGCACAGCAACAACAAGCCCCACUGGAAUUUCCGUGGAAACACCCACACGACCUAGCCCCCCGCUCACGAGAGACACUGGGCCAGGAACUGGGACAACAGGCAGUGAUACACCAACCAGACCACCAGAAACUGAGCCAGGAUCAGCGGAAGCAUCCGAACCAGUAAGCCCAGCCAAACCACCAUCCAACCCCCCACUCGAGAAGAAGAUACCCUUAGCCCUGAGGAGGCUACAGGACUACAACAAGAAAGGACUACUUGAACAAUGAACACAAACAUUAGUCAAAAGGACACAUUGUUAUAUUGUUAUGUUAUAUAUCAGUAUUUAUCAUCCCCACCAUGCAGGAACACUAAAUACUUGGGGGGAGAUAGAGCAUUGUUUGGAUUCCCUGUGGAAGGACUGGGACUAGCCCGGUCAGAACUCAUUGUAGUUCUUUAUCAUUCCGUUCGUUCAUGUAAUAAAACAUCAUUGCAAACAGGAAAAA